AAAAACAAAUCUUUCACCUCCAGGAGCUCCACUCUAUAAUUCACUCCUCGAACUGGACUGCCUCGGAAACACAAAAUCAACUUGAUAAUCAGAAUUUUUGGUCAAUUCAAUUAUUACUGUUUAUUAUGGUUGCAAGAUAUUGAGUCUUCGGUUACAAGUGAAGGCUGCUAGUGUAUACAGUAUAGGAAACAAAACAGUAUUGAGAUGUUUUCACUGUUUUAUGGACUGUGGAAACGGAUCUUCACCAAGAUCGAGUUUCAUGUUCUUAUUCUCGGAAUUGACAAGGCUGGAAAAACAACAUUACUGGAGAAAUUGAAAACACGGUACACAAACUUGGAAGGCCUUCCCCCAGAUCGAAUUGUUCCAACUGUGGGACUCAAUAUUGGUCGUGUCGAAGUGUCAAAUGCAAAACUUGUUUUUUGGGACCUGGGAGGUCAGCCUGGUCUUCGUUCAAUUUGGGAAAAAUAUUAUGAAGAGGCACACGCUGUGGUUUAUGUAAUUGAUGCUGCUUGUCCAUCCCGAUUUGAGGAUUCAAAAUCUGCACUUGACAAGGUUCUUCGGCACGAAGAUUUGCAAGGAUCCCCACUACUGAUAUUAGCAAACAAGCAGGAUCUUGAAGACGCUGUAUCAGCUGAUGAACUUGCUCAGUAUCUGGACCUGAAAAAGUUGGAUGAGAGUCUGUACACAUUUCAAGGUGUUUCAGCAGUUGAUGGGCUGGGGAUCAAAGAAAGCAUAAACUGGCUGAUAGAUGCUAUGGAGAGAAGUAAGCGAACUGAAACGUUGAGAGCUCGUGCAGGAUCUGGUGGUUUUUAGAAGAGAUUAUAGCUAUAUAUAAUUGUACCCUUUUGUCACUUCGUAGGUGAAUCAGUUUUCAAUUGGAUCCUAUAUUAUGAAACUUGUUAUUCUUUUUUACUUUGUUUUCAACUGCAAUGAAGAAAAAUUUUGAGGUUAUAUUUCGCCAA
Messenger RNA from Olea europaea var. sylvestris, 962 nucleotides. Its product is annotated as ADP-ribosylation factor-related protein 1-like. Gene Ontology annotation, cellular component: Golgi apparatus. Lineage: Eukaryota; Viridiplantae; Streptophyta; Magnoliopsida; Lamiales; Oleaceae. Gene Ontology annotation, biological process: protein localization to organelle; Golgi to plasma membrane protein transport; intracellular protein transport. The record is from RefSeq and is a predicted model, not a curated record. Bases 205 to 813 code for a protein of 202 amino acids. Gene Ontology annotation, molecular function: GTP binding; GTPase activity. The transcript is spliced from 8 exons.